Molecule: messenger RNA, 16191 nt
Organism: Microplitis demolitor
Lineage: Eukaryota; Metazoa; Arthropoda; Insecta; Hymenoptera; Braconidae
Product: titin homolog
Exons: 8
Coding region: 1537-15369 (4610 amino acids)
Biological process (GO): regulation of DNA-templated transcription
Cellular component (GO): RSF complex
Source: RefSeq, a predicted model, not a curated record
UCAACUCCACGGUUUUAGUUUGGGUGUCGUGUAGCGUCUGCUGGUAGAUGGCCCAGAGCAGGACGGAAUUACAGAGUAGUCAGUGUGCUGGUUAAAUGGAGUUUGUGUUGAGUAUUCCAUCAGCUAUCAGAGAUUGGAGUACAUAAGAGUCCAAGUCGACAUGAACCUGCUAUGAGACUAGAGGAACUCCAUGCAAGGAUAAGAGGUAAAGAGAAUAGACUCGUUGGUGAUGAUGUCGAUAUAUAUACGGUAUAUGGUAUAAAUAUAUAUGGAGUUGAGAACCCUCAUUUCUGAAUGUUUAGUCGCAGCAGCACCACAACGACGACAUCAGGCAACAUUACGGACUGAAACUGAAGGCGACGGUGAUCAUAGCGAGCGGCAAUGUCCAGUGCGCGCUGCAAGGGGGACCGCGGUCGUGGAUUUUGCGCCUCUACAUCAUUCAUAUUUAGAAUAGAAUAGAUAAUAACCGCGGCGAAAUUGAAAUAACUGUUGCUCUUGCGCGGUUUUACAUUUAUAAUAAUAACAACAACAGUAAUUAUUAUUACAAGCAAACUAACUAAAUAUUUAAGUAAAACGUGGUGUGUAUUGAAGGCUGUCUCUCUCCCGCCUGGAAUCUCCGUCAGCCAGUGUAAGAUUUAACGCGACUUGUAGAAACAAAAAAAUUUAUAUACAUAUAUAUGAGACAAGUCGUGGUGUGGUUUUGCUGAAGCGAACUAGACGACGCAGAAAGCGCCAAGAAGUGUGAUGUGUGAUAAUUUUUGAGUUGUGUGCUUGUGCUAGCUCAACUCCGUGCCGUGGUGCUCAAGAACCGCGGGAGUUGAAAAGAGUUAACUAAACACAUAACAACCGAGGAGAGGAGGGGGAGAGAGUGAAAAGUGUCAGAGAGCGAGCGAGAGGUUGAUACCCAAGUGACAGAGACGAGGACGUACGUGCUCGUGGGGGUUGCAAAGGGGUGUGGAGGUGGAGAUAAAUAAUCGUAUAUAUUUAUUGUUAAUCCACAGUUUGUUGUUUAUGUUAAAACGUACAUAUGUAAAAAAUAUCGAGGCGUCCAGUGAGCUCGCCGGUGACGGCGUCUAGUGUUUAGUCGAGUUAGCGUCUCCUCCCGCGUGUGAUGUUUUAUUCUACACUCUACCUACCUCGUAUGUCGUCUAUUUAUCUCUCAGUACUGUUACUGUACAUACGAUCCUCAUAUAGGAGUGCAGUACAAUCAAGAAGUUAAGUGAAUAAAAGUAUAUAAAUAUAUAUAUAUAUAUCAAUAUAUAACAAUAAUAAUAAUAAUAAGAAUAUUAGUGUAGUGUAGUGUUGAUAAUAAUAGCAUGUAAAUGUAAUAUUGGUAUUGGAGUUUAAGUUGCUAUUGCUGGUGAGUGCUGGGUGCUAGAGCCAGAGCCAGAGCCACCAUGAGUUGUCAGGCCGUCUAGCGUAGUAGUAACACGAAGAGCGAGAGAGACAGCUCUGAGGGGAGUGCGAUAGUCGAGGGAGAGACGGAGCGAGGCUCUAAAGCAGCAGCAGCAGCAGCAGCUCAAAGGCGGUAUAAAAAUGGCGUCCGAUAACGAAGCCUCCUGCGUGAGUGACCCAAAUUUUGCUGUGAUCUGUUCAUUUCUUGAUUGUUUUGGUAAAUCAUGUGGUAUAGAGUACCCGGAUAUUGCGACACUGCAAAAAAUGCUCGAGGACACCCAUGAAGUGCCGCAACAAUUAGUGGAUCUUCAUAUAAAGUUGUUACGAAAAACUAGAAAAAGUGUUACGACUGAAAAAUGGGAACGAGCAUUAGUUAAAUUUUGUCACACAUACUCCAAUCAGGAUGGCUGGGAACUCGAGAGAUUUGGAUACAAAAAAGCUCGAGUCAGUGUUAAAUUACGCUUACUCAAGGUGCUUUUAGAAACUCAAUUUGACUUGAAUCAAAAAUUUAAAAAUGAAGUUAAUAAACAAAUGGCAAGUGAACUUCGACUUGAACCAUUGGGACGCGACAAAACGGGUCUAGCUUAUUGGUUCCAGUUGGACGAAGACUGUAAUAUAAGAGUUUAUCGUGAAGAUCUUGAUGAAGAGAGUUGGGAAUUAGUUGCAAAUGACCGUGAAGGUGUAGUGAAGCUAAUCAAUACCUUAUCAGACGGUGACGUUGGAUCUUUAGCAAUAAAUGAUGACAGCAAUAGUCUAGAGAUCUCUGAAAAGCCGAUAAUUGACACAGGUCAAGUAGCAACGUCUUCACCGAGCGUUGAUGAAGAGCCGGUAUUGCAAGAGAAUGGUAGUGGGAAGGAUUCAAAGAGCCAAGACGCUGCUGUCAAAAAUCACAGCAGCCAAGAGACUAAAAUUAAUAACCCGGUCCCGGUAGUCGAGACAUCAGUAAAGAAAUCCAAUGACCCGGUUGUCAAUAAUGGCGUUGAUGGUGACAAUGAUGAAAGUGAGGGUGAUGAAGAUGAUGAUGAGGAUGAAGAAGACGAGGAGGGUGACGAAGAAGAAGGAGAAGACGAAGAGGAAGAUGAAGAGGUUGAGGAUGAGGAGGAAGAAUUGAGUAAUGAUGAAUCAACACAAAAUACUGAAGAAGAAGGAUCUCAAGAUGUCGUUCCUCCGGUAAAUUCAAAGCCCGCGUCAAAUCAAUUAAAGUUAACGAUCAACGAUAAUAAUGUUAAUGCCAAACGCAAAGCAAAUCAAACCGUUGCUCCGACUGUUUAUGAAAAAGAAAUACCUAAACUGUCGGUUAUAAAAACGAACGCUAUUGAAAUAACGCCGCUUAAGUCGAUAGAGACCCCAGUAAUUACGUCACCAUUGAAAUUAGUAAAUACACAAGAGCCUAAACAUUUUACAACUGAUUUAACGGCUUCUGUUACGAUAUCAGCCAUCAAACCGGCUCAUUUAGACGAUUCAAAGGCCAGCUCUGCUGCAAAUCCUAUUAAAGUACAUGAAAAGAUACCAGCUAAAAGUUCUCUUCCUUAUCACAGUGGUCUAGAAGUAACACUGAAUCAUGGAAAUGUUGGUAAAUUUCCUUUGAAACCGAUAGAUCAAUUGGCUGCUAAUUUGGUGAGAAUGCAGUCGGAAAAAUUGGAGAAACCAAGUGCGUCAAAGUUGUUGGAAAAAAUUGCUGAAAAUUUAGCACGGUCCAGUAGCUCACAAGCAACAACAGUGAUGUCUAACAAUGAAGAUGAUAAAAAUAAAUUUCCGUCAGAUUUUAGCUCGCGAUUAAAUCGAGCUGAAGUCGACAAGCUGAAUAUUGUCGGUUCAUCAUUGAGAUCCUCACGUGCUGGUAUAGAUUUAUCAACAUCGCGUGAUUGGGACAAUUCUAUAGAUCAUCAACAGAGUAGACCAAUGGACUUUUCAGGCAUUGAUUUGUCUAGUCGUAAACAAUCUAAGCCAAUUGUUGAUCCUCUACCAUCACCUGGUUAUCGUGCUCCCCAAGAUUUUCAUCAGUAUCGUGAAAUGGAUUUAAGUACACGUAAAGUUAUGAAACCAGAAUUACCAAAUCUGCCUUAUGACUCACGAACAGCGAUGCUGAGAAAUCAUUCAAUGAUAACUGAUUUAAGUAAACGGCAAAUGCCAUUUGUUAAUUAUGAUUUGCCACCAAGUGUUGCUUAUCACAGUGUAGCUGCUGUUGCAGCUGCUUCUGGUAGAUUGGCUAGCAAGGAUGAGCACAGAUUACCCAGUUAUACUAUUCUACCAGAUCCAAGUAAACUCGCGUCAAUGCGCAGUGGUGCUGUAAAACGUGCAUUAGAAAUUGAUGAAACUCAACAGGACAUGUUGAAAAGAUUGCGUGCUGACUUGUCAAUUGGAGCAAUGCGCGGUGUUUCUAUUGAAAAAAAAUUACCACCGUCAUUGAGUAUGGGGUUACGUCGCGAGGAUAUUGUCGGGCCAGCUAUUGAAGAGCCUUUGAUGAUGGUCCAGGGUGAAGGUUCGGGUAGUGAUUGUGACACUGGUAAUCCUGAGAUCGGUGACGCCAUUGAAGAACCGGUUGUAUUUUUUUACGGUGAAGGUUCUGGGCGUGAUUGUGAGACUGGAAAUCCUGGGGAUGAAACAUCAACGAACAAUAACAAUAAAGACAACGGCAAUGAAUCAAAAAGUGGUGAGGGAUGUAGUGAAGUGUCUGCUAGUAUUUCACAAUCAAAAAUUCAGCAACAAAGUGAAUUAAAUUGUCCAGAAACUAGCAGUAGUGCUAGUGGUAGUUGUAGUAAAUCUGUACAAUUAAAUAAUGACUAUGAAACAGAAUCUAAUAUAACGAGUAAUUGUCAAUCUAUUGACGCUGCUGAGACUUCGGAGUCAAAUAAAACUAAAUUUAAGCCUACAUUAGGGGUUCAGGUAAUCGUUAAAUCUCCUGGAUGCUCGACGAAACGGGCCAGCAGGUGGGAUGUCGGUAGACCUGACGACAAACUUGAAUGUGACAGUAGCAUAUCCAACGAAGAAAACAUAUCAAUGGAGGAGUCUUGUCCUGUUAAUGAUGCUGGUUGUCAAAGUACUAAUGACAUGAAGCUGUCUUGCGAAAUGUCAACGACGGAAUCUAAACUAGACACUGAGGCCAUCAGCAGUACUACCAAUCAAAGUAACUCUGAAAGUAUAACUUGUAUUUCAACGAUUGACUCGUCGGUAUCUUUGGGUAACUCAUCGAGUGUAGUUGAUGAUACGCAGGAGACUAAAGUUGACGAGUUUAAAUGUGAGUCUGCGCAAGUCGUUGAAUCAACAGAGGAAAAAAAUAAUCCCGAUCCAAUGGACAUUGAUACAUCCAAGUGUUUAUUAGAAGAUGAACCACCGAGAUUUUUUUUUGGUCCAAAUUGUGUCUCAUAUACGGCUUCAAAUUCAAAUAAACGUGACCAAAAUGCCACCUCGUCGUCUGUUACUGUCUGUACGGUUAAAAAUGAUCAGCAAAGAACUGAUGACAAUAAUGAUGAUGAUAAUACAUGUGCAUUGGACAAUAAUAAUAUCAAAAGUAUUGAUUUACCUCAAGUUGUCACUGCAGAACCAACAAUUCAACCGGAUGUCAGCAGCAGCGGAGAUAUGAUAGCUUCGGAAAAAGUUUCAGAAGCUAAAAGUCCAAAGUCAGUUGAUAAUAAUGCUGAUGAUGACUCGCCAUUGGCGGAAUUCAGUGACAAUGAUAUUGAAGACACAUUAAAAUCUAUAAAUGAUUAUCUUGAUGAAGAUAGUCAGGAUGAUAAGCAACCAGAUGAUAAUUUGUGUAAUGUAAUCUCUCAAGUGAUGCCUGAAUCCUCAAGUACUUCAGUUAAUUUUCCUGAAGAUGAACGAGGUACCAAAGAAAUAACUGAUGACACGACACCUGAUUCUGAGGAUAAAGGUGAUAAUGAUGAUCAGGGUCAGAAUAUUUCAACUGCUGCAGAAGAGGAAAUGGAAACUCAGACAAUAAAUAAACCGGAAUCAUCAACGGAUUUAGCUGAAGUUUGUUCUACAUCAGCUGAAGAUAAAGAUAAACAACAGGAUGAUUUUGAAGAAAAAGAUAUAGAAGCAGAGGUAGAAGGAGAGAAAGAGAAAGAGAAUGAAGAAGAGGGAAAACAAGAGGAAGUAGACUCAAGUGUUACUGGCAUUGAGACUAAAAUAGAGUCGAUGAAUGUGAGUAUGGAAGAAAAUUUAAGAUCUGAAGUGAUAGAUGAUAUUGCUGAAGAAAAAGACAGUAAUGUUGAUUCAAAUACUGAUGAACAAAUGACUGCUGAUGCUGACGAUAAAGUAGAGUCAAGUACUGAUGAAAAAAUGGAUUUCAAUGUUGAGGUAAAAGUGGACGCUGCGGAAUUUGAUGACGACAAAGUUGAAUCCUCGGUGAAUAAUCUUUGUCUGCCGGUUGAAGAACCAGCUGAAGAAAAUGAAGACAAAGAGGAUUCAAGUACUGAAAGAAAUAAUGAUGCUUUAGCUCUUGAAGUUGAAAAAUUAGAAGCUCAAGCAUCGUGUAGUAAUGCUGGAGCAUUAGAAUUAAAUAAAUCAGAGACCAAAGAAAUUACUUCUGAUAAAUUAGCAUCUGAUGUUGAGUCCACGAUUCCUGAAUCAUUAGAAAAAGUGUCUAUUCAAGAUGAAUCUCCAUCGGCAGCAGUAUCUGCAACGGCUGAGUCAAGUAUUCCUGAAUCAUCUGAAAGUAUGUCAGUAGAAAAUGAAGAACCAGCAGUAGCAGAAGUUGUUGAAUCAACAAUUCCAGAGUCAUCUGGUGUAUCAGCUGGAAAUGAAGAACCAGCAGUUGAAUCGUCUAUUCCAGAAUCUGAGUCAUCUAUUCCAGAAUCUUCAGGUUUGUCAACUCAAUAUGAAGAACAAUCAGCUGUUGGAUCAACGAUUUCAAGUGACAAAGACUUGGAAAAUAUUAGAGACAUUGAAAAGACAAAUGACUCUAAUGAUUCAUUUAAUUAUAAUUUAUCAGAAGAUCAAAGUAUGUCAGUAGAUCAAGACUCAAAUGAGUCAAUGAUUAUCGAUGACAGAACAUCCGAAUCAGUGGACUCAAUUAAAAACAACGAAACAGAAUCGACUGAUAAAAUAAAAAAUCCAGAAGCUGUUGUAGAUUCUAGUGAAAUAACUCAAGCAGCUGAACCUUCUACAUCAGAGUCUCUAGUAGUUGAUACUGUUGACUUUGUUUCUGAAAAGUCAGUAGCUGCUGAAGCGCUGGAACCACCAGCUGAAUUAUCUAAAGCUCAAGACGAAGAUGUUCCGAAGGAAUUUAAAGAUGAAGGCAAAGAGUGCGAAGCCGUUGAUUCUACGACUGGUAAAGAUGCCAGUGAAUUUAGUGAACAUGUGGAUCUUAAUCUUGUUGCUGAGGAAGACUCGUCCAAGUCUGUUUUAGUGAGCCAGACAUCAUUGGUUGCUAAUUAUGGGAGUGAUGACUCUAAUGAUAUCGGCAGUGAUGAUGUUUUCAAUGAAAGUAAAGUAGAGACAACUGCUGGGCAAGAUAAAGAAGCUGAAUCCAUAGAAAGUGAAGCUACCCAAGUUGAAGCUGAACCUGAACUUCAAUCUGAAGAAUUAGAAUCAAAAGUAUCAGUAGAGGAAUCAGAAUUAGAAUCAAAAAUAUUGGUACCUGUUGAUGAUCAAUCUAACGAUGAUGUUUUACCUGAAACGACAGCUGAUAUGGAGACUGAUAGGCCUAAAAGUUCUGAAGAAACUAAAGUUGAAGAUGAACAUAUUGAAGACCAGGUGGAGAAAGUGGAAAAAGAAGAUGAAAGUGUUCCAGAGACUAACUCUGCUGAAAUUGUGAAAGAAUCUGCAGCUACAGAAGUCAUUAAACCUGUAGAUGAUCCAGUAGUUAUAGAUAAUCAAGUAGUUGAGGCUGUAAAAAAUUUAGCAGUUACUGAUGAUAAACCAAUGGAAGCUGAAGAAGAUCCAGUUAUGGAAAUUAAAUCUGUUGAACCUGUUGAAGAUUCGGUGAGACCAGAAGUUAAACCAGUGGAAUCUUUUGGUGAAAGUUUAGAUCAAAAUGAAUCAUCUGAAUCUGUAGAAGAUUCAGUGAUGCAAGAAGUUGAACCAAUUCAGUCAACAGAUUCAACAAUUUUGGAAAUUAAACCAAUGGAAUCUGUUGAAGAUUCAAAAGCCCAACCAGUUGAAUUGGUAGAAGACUUGGGUGUACAAGAUGUCAAACCAGUUGAGUUUGUAGAAGAACCAACAGAUUCAGAAAUUAAACCUGUGGAAGAAGAUUUAUCAGUUCAGGAAGCUGAGUUGGUUGAAUCUACUAAAGAGACAGAAGUUUCAGAAAUAAAAUCUAUUGGAUCUGUAGAAAUUUUAACUGCUGAGAUCAAACCAAUUGAACCUGUUAAAGAUUCAGUACCAGAAAGUAUAUCGAUUAAACCAGUUGAAGAUUCAGUACCAGAAAUUAAAUUAAUUGAACCAGUAGAAGAUUCGGUAUCAGAAGUUCAACCAACUGAACCAAUAAAAAAUUCAGAAGCUGCAGAAAUUAAAUCAAUUGAAGCAAUAGAAGACUCAGCAGCUUCAGAAAUUAAAUCAAUUGAACUAAUGGAAGAUUCGGCAGCUUCUGAAAUUAAAUCAAUUGAACCAGUAGAAGAUUUAGCAGCCUCUGAAAUUAAAUCAAUUGAACCAGUAGAAGAUUUAGCAGCCCCUGAAAUAAAAUCAAUUGAAUCAAUAGAAGAAGAUUCAGCAGCUUCAGAAAUAAAAUCAAUUGAACCAGUAGAAGAUUCAGCAGCUUCAGAAAUAAAAUCAAUUGAACCAGUAGAAGAUUCAGCAGCUUCAGAAAUUAAACCAAUUGAACCAAUAGAAGAAGAUUUGACUAUUGAACCAGUAAAAUUGAAUGAAAUUGUUGAAUCUUCAUCAUCACUUGAAAAUAUUAACUUAAAUGAAGCUGUUGAAGAAAAUUUGACAGUACAAGAGAUUAAACAAAAUGAAGCCACUGAACAAAAUAUAAUAGUUCAAGAGCCUAAAGUACUUGAAGCUGAAAAUUCUACAGCAAUUCAAGAAUUUGAAUCAAUUGAGCCUAAAAAAUAUAAUUUAAUACAAGAAAUAACAUCCAUUGAAGUCGAAAAAAAUUUAUCAACCACAGAAAUAAAAUCAAUAGAUACAGAAAAAGAUUUAUCUUCAGAAAUAAAAUCAAUUGAUGUAUCUCAAGACUCAAGUGUCGUAAAAAAUAAAUCAUUGGAUUCUGAAAGUUUAGUGGAUAAAGAAAUCAAAGACCUUGAAAUUAUUGAGAAAGAUUCAACUGUUACCGAAAUUAAACCAUCUGAAGUAGAACAGGGUCCAAUAGUUACUGAAUCAAUAGUUGAAGGAGUUGAAAAUGAUCUCGAAACUAAGGAGAGUACCAGCAAAGAAAUUACACCAGACGUUAAAGCUAAAGCGAUCGAUUCGCCAGCCUUCCUUUUAACGUCAAAAGAAAAAUCAUUAGAGGUCGAGCCCGAGCUGUCUAUGCUCGAGAUAAAUGAGUUUAAAGAUCAAAACAAACACAAUACAGAUAUACCAGUUGAGAUUUCUGACAAUAAAGUUAAUGAAGAAUACAAAACAAUUGAAAUAAAUGAAACUAAAAUUACUCAAGACGUUUAUAAAAUUUCUAAGGAACAGCCAGUUUGCAGUAACGAUCUCUCAAGAUUUAAUUCCAAGAAAGAUUACCAUUUAGCAGACCAGAAAAUAGGUGGAGAACAAGACCAAGAUGAAGAUGAAGAGGAAGAUGAAGACGAUAAUGAAAAUGAAGAUGAUGAGGAUGAAGACGAGGAUGAAAAUGAAGAUGAUCAAGAGCCAAUUGUCCAAGUUUGUAAGAGACCUAGAACAGAAGCAAUUGAAGAAUUUAAAGAGGCUGCUUUAUCAAAGUCAUCAACGAUAACUCCAGCAGCAACAACAACUGAAAAUUUAAUUUAUGAAAAUAAAAUAUCAAGUGAGGUUCAGCAUAACAGUGAAUAUAUCCAGCCGUUAAUUGUAGCAGCGCCAGUGGCAGCUGUAGUAAAUGCUGACAAUGACUACAAUACAAUAUUGCAAGCUGACAAAAAAUCUGUAACCAUCCUAGAUAAUGCGUCUUCUGAUUCAUACGCAAAAGACACCAACACUCUGGACAAAAAUUUACCUAGUGUUGAUCUUAAUCAAAAGCAGGAUCCACCAGAGUGUAAAUCAAAUUUAAUAGUCAGUAAUGUCAAUGCAGAAUCAACUCCAGAUAUUGUUAUUACCGAGUCAGAGUUUAAAUCUGAUGUUAAAAAAGAAGCGAGCAAAAGAAUCCACAUUCCCAUGGACCUCGAAGAUCUUCCUCCUGUCAAGUUGAAACCCGGCACGGAUUUUAUGAAAGAAGAACCUCGGGCGUUUGCUAAUGACAUCAAAGCUAUCGCUGAUGAAAAGACAGAGAUUUGCAAUACGUCGAUAUCAACAGACAAUGCCUUGGCACCGGUGCUUGAACCCGAGAGCAAGGAAGUGGAAGUAAUUAAGUAUGAAGAUAUUAAACAGGGUCGUAAUAAUAUCAUUGAAAAGCCGGGUAAUGAAGAGGAAGUGACGGUAACGAGCAUUGAAAAUGUCAAAUUGAUGGACUUUUCUGCGAGUGAUGUCAAAUUAGAUUACGAUGAUUCGGACGAUUCCAUGGGAAUUGAUAAUGAGUGUGCAUUUGAACCGACGGAAGAAGACCCGCUGGCUACCACCGAAGACGACGUGGCUAAACAAAUAGAACUGGACAACGAUUUGAAGCUAAAUGUACGGGUUGAGUCUGUCAAUGAAGUCAAGUAUGAUGGAUGGAAACUUGAUUCUACUGAGACAUUUACGACUAUGACGCCGGUGACCAAAGUGUCGAGAAAAAGGCGUAACAGUGCGCAUGAAUCAAAUUCUGAUGACGGUACUGGUCGUCAGGACAAUGAAGACGAAGAGGGUAUGGGUGGGAAACGUAUCAAGUUGAGAGGGAAGCGAACACCUGAUGUUGCACUGAGAAAAUCAGUUGAAAACAGUAGGAUAGAAGUGGCCAGUUCUGAAGAGGAAGACGAAGCUGAAGAUAACGUGAAAGCUGAACCCGCUACGGAAGUUGAGAAAGCUGAUGUUAAAGCUGCCGUAGGUGGUGAUGCUGCUAAACCGCGUGUCAAAGCUAAAGCCCGCAAGCGACGGGGAUUUAGAUCUAAACGUCGGGCCUCGAGGCACAAAAAACCGGAACUUGCUCCGACAACUACAGAAAUUCCGGCGGCUGGUGAAGACAAAACGCCAAUGGAAGAUAACACAGAGUCGACUCCAAGUGCUCGGAAAAAACGCAAGAAAAGAAAAAUGGUACUUGGGCUUGAGAUUGGUAUUGAUAUUAAACCAGAGAUUCAGGCAAAUGAUGCUGGUGAAACACCGGUAAGACAAUCUCGUAGAAUUGCCCAGCUGAAGAUCAAAGAGGAAGCUGAUAGGCGUAGAAUUGAGGAAGAGGCGUUGGGUGAAUUAAAAGAGAAAAAAGAUGCUUCUGAUAAGAAAAAACGUAAAAAACAAAAACCAGAGAGUGAAGAUGAAGUGGUGGUCAAGGAGGUUGAGAAGGAAACAAAGAAAAAGAAAAAGAGGAAGAAGAAAAAGAAGGAAGCUAAAUUUAACGAAGCGAAACCUUGGCAAAGUUCUUCGGGGUCAAGUACCGAAGAUGAAAAUAAUCAUGAUGAAGAUGAGGAUGAUAUUGAAGAUGAUAUUGAGAGUGAAGGGUCACUGCUUUUUAAAAGUGACCAUGAAUUUUCACCCGAGAGUGAUUUGGAGAAAGACCAGGAGCCUGAACCAAUGCGACGAGCAAGAACUGCAAGAAAACCUGAAAGUAAUGUCGAGGAAGCGGAUGAUGAGUACGCGUGUCAGAAAUGCGGGAAAGCUGAUCAUCCUGAGUGGAUUUUAUUAUGCGAUACUUGCGACAAAGGAUGGCAUUGCUCGUGUUUAAGACCCGCGUUGAUGCUGAUACCCGAAGGCGACUGGUUCUGUCCUCCUUGUCAGCACAAAUUGCUUGUCAAUAAAUUACGCGACAGUUUAAAAAAUUACGACCAGUUGGCAAAACGCCACGAGAAUGAACUGCUGAGAAAGAAAAGGUUGGCUUACGUGGGCAUCAGUUUGGACAACGUGCUGCAAAAAGACGGCCACCGUAGUCAGAAAUUGCGACAUUCACGUGACGACGACGACGAUGACGACGACGACGACUCUGAUGAUGAAGAUGAUGACAACGACAAUGACAGGGAUCAUCGUCGCGGUUCUUCAUCCUCAUCUUCAUCUUCUUCCGGAUCUGGUAGCUCUGGUAGCUCCGACUCCAGUAGCGAAGAAAGCGAACCUGUCUAUCAGUUACGUGAACGUCGCUGUGCUAACACUAGUUACAAAUUUAAUGAAUACGACGACAUGAUCAACGCUGCUAUCCAAGAUGAAGUUGAAGCAGUCCAGGGUGCUGGUAAUCAAGGCCGUGGCAAAGAUAUUUCAACGAUCGUCAAUGCCGAGAAGGAGGACGCGAGUGAAGAAGCAUUCAACAAGAAAAAUGAUGACGAUGACGACGAUGAUGACGAUGACAAACAAUCUGAUAAAGACAGCGACAAAGAUUACACUGUUGACAAGGAUGAAGACAUCGACGAAGAUGCUGAAGAACGACGUAAAGUUGCUGCCAGAAAAAUGCUCGCAAAGAAGAAACACCGGAAGCUAAACAGUCUGGAUAUCAGUAGCGAAGAUGACCCAGAGAGUGACGAAGACUUCAAGGGCAGUGACAGUGAUGAAGAAGAAGACUAUGAAGAUCAAAUGGAUUCUUCUGAUGACAGCUCAUUCACUGCCUCACGUAGACGCGGUGGUAAGAAAAAUCAUCGUCCUGUACGUCGAUCCACCAGGGCAGCGCGUAAAACUCGUUAUGACGAAGAUUUUAUUAAUGACGACAGUGAUGACUCCGGUCGUCCAAAACGUAAAAAAUCUAAAUCCACGUGGGAUGACGAGUCUGAGAGUGAGGAGAGUGACAAUUCGUGGCGGAGUAGAAAGAAGAAGAGUAAAUCUUCGUCUUUUGCUAAAUUAAAAACUUUGUCAAGAAGUAAAGCGAAGAAAAAGAAGAAGAGGAAACGUAUUAUUGAGCCGGAAAAUAAGAGCGAUGAUGAUAAUGACAAUGACAAUGAAAAUGAUAACGAUAAUGAUAAUGACAAUGGUAAUGAGAAUGAAAAUGAGAUCAAUAAUGAUAACAAUGAAAAUGAAACUGAAAUGGUUGUUGCUAAUGAAGCUGUCAGUGAAAAUGCAGUUGAAAAUAAACCUGAUCAACCGGUUGAAGAAGAGGAAGAAGAAGAAGAAGAUGAGGAAGAGGAGGAGGAAGAAGAAGAAGAAGAAGAGGAGGAAGAAGAGAAAGAACAAGCAGAUGAAGAAAUGGAACAAGACGAGCCUGUUCAACCUGCCCCUAUUGCUGAACCUAUUGUUGAACAAACUCUGCCGGUACAACCACCCGCUGCUAUUCCUGUUGCUACUGAAGCGACACCUGUUCCUAUCGCUCCUGUAACUGCGACUCCUAUUUACGAUGACAGCAAGGAGAUGGUUGUUGAUGAACCUAAAGAAGAAAAUCAUCUUGUACCGCAGCACCAGGUACCUGAAGUAGCAAAGCCUGAAUUUACCGACGAAUUUCCGGUUCAAGUACAACAGCAACAACAACAAAUUCAAAUACAACAACAACAGCCAGCAUUAACUGAGCAAGAAAUGGACAAGAAAGAGAAGAAGAGACAGAAGAAAAGUGGGAUUAGAAGGAAAAUUAUUUACGGUGGUUUACCUGACGAUAGACCUCAGCAGGAGGAAGAGGAACCGCUUGGCAGACGCACUAGGGGAAGGAAAAUAAACUAUCAAGUUGAUAUCAUUAUGUCUGACAGCGAAGAGGAGUUGAAAAAAGCGCUAAGGAAAACUGAAGAGAGUGAAGACGAAUUUUUAGUACACGACAAUGACGAUUUGCGUGACAAUGACGACAAAGACUCGGAUUCAGGUGACAUUUAUUCGCCAAAGAAAGAUGGGCCUAAAGGAAAGAAUAAAUCUCCCAAGAAUCGUAGAUCUAAAAAGAGUCCAGCUUCUAGAAAGGGACUUAUUGAUAAUGGAGAGCCUAAGCAGAGGAAGAAACCAGGACCUAAACCAGGCAGUAAAAAUAAACCUCGAUCGUCAUUGCCUGGAAUGAUGCCUACAUUAGAAGGUGGCGUGAUGGGAGACGUUCCCGAAGGUUCGUUGACUGGGUUGGGAUCUGCCGACCUGGCGGAUCUCGACGAGGAGCAACUCGAGCAGAUGAUGAUGGAGGACGAGGAGUACGGAAGACGUCAGCUUGAGCUCGCGGCGAUUGAGAUCGCAAAGAACAAGAAAAAAGAAGAGCGGGAAGCUAAAAAACUUGAGAAAGCGCGACUGAAAGCACUGGAGAUUCUUGCUGCUGAACAACAGCGAGAUCCCAAUACACUGGAGGGUCCUGAUGGCGAAGCUCCGAAGAAAAAGAAACGAGGGCGUCGUAGUAAAGCUGAGAUACUUGCUGAGCAGAUGCGGCGCGACAGCAUGGGAGCUGCUGGUGGUUUACCACCAAUGGAUCCAAAUAUACCGAUAACUGUUAAUCCAGCACUGGGACAAGCUCUGCCUCCAGAUGUGAUGAUGCCCGAGAUGGAGCGACCAGUCGAGAGUCAUUUACCGCUCAUAACUGGACCUGAUGGACAGCUGUUCAAUCCUGAUGGAUCACUGGUCAAGCCUAAGAGACGCGGUCGGGGUAAAGGUAAAAAGACCCUAGCGAUGGAGGCCGCGCGAGCUGCUGAGGCUGCCGCAAAGGCUGCCGAAGCUGCUGGGCUUAGUUUGAGCGGUGAUUCUGAAUUAAAAGAUGAUAUUCCUAAUGUUCUUCCUACACCAGGCAGCAGCACAUCAGGCUCAGCGCCCUCAACACCACCAGCAAGUGCUGUUUCAUCGCAAGGUCUACCAGUAACACAAUCAAAUCCAUCAUCAGUUUAUUCCCAAUUGCCACCAAGUCAACAGUCUUCCGUGAUCACGCGAAUGCUUCAAUCCCAGCCAGUAUCUAAUUCCCCACAAUCGUUUACUGCAGCUGCUGCUGCUAUGGGACAAAAGUACUUUGGAGUACCAAAUACAACUGGUCCAAUGAUGCCUAAUCCACGUUCCGGUUACGACAUGUCACCACGUGGUAGAAUACCUUCGCCUUACAGUACUAGGCAACCAGGACAACCGGUAAUGCCACCGCAUUUCGCAGCUGUGAGAUCGGGAAACCCGCCACCAAUUAUGAGAAUGCGAGUACCUGGACCAGCUCAACUCUAUCACACACCCCAUCAUCCAAUGGAUCCGUCACCAUCCGGAGGCGGGCCUAUUUCAAUCAGCAGCCGAGAUCGCGCAUCACCACUGGGACCUGGUCCAGCAAUGAUUUCAGCUUCUGGUAGUCCACUUGGCAAAGGCGGUCCCACACCUCCACCUUACGUACGAAGUGGCCCACCACUGUCCCGAUUCUCUGACACGCCUCAGCUAGGUCCGAGACAUCAGUUACCACCAUUUACAAGUGCCUCGGCAGCGAAUCACAGCCUGCAACAGCCAUCACCGCCACCGAAUCGACCACCAGGUAAUUUUUCACCGUAUCAUCCUCAGCCACCGCCCAACUAUCACUACGGAGCUUAUCCACCGCCAGCUCCUAUGACCACUGCCGAUGACGCAGCAGCUUAUCAAGGAUCUCCCUACUCAGCCGAGCAUUUUUCAACAUCUACUGAAAAUCCACCGCCACCACCGCCGACUAUUCAAGCGCCACCUGCGCCUCAGUCUUCACAACCACCAGCACCACCACCACCUCAUUCUACGGAGCCGGCUCACACCCACGCGCAUCCUGUGCCCCAUGGACCGGCUCACGGUGGACCUGGUCCAGGUCCUGGACACCCAACUGCUCAUCCUGGACACCCACCCGGUCAUCCUGGACACCCUCCAGGUCAUCCUGGACACCCUCCAGGUCAUCCUGGACAUGGGAAAUACGACGAAGAAGGUACUGGUGAAUUUGGCGGCCUAGUUUCUUAUUUCAGUAGCCAACGGGAGGACGAUCUCGACUCGUAGCAUGAGUGAGUUCUUGGCCAACCUUAAAUCUUUUUCUUAUCCAAAAGAUUUAAUUAUUAUUAGCGAACUCAUCAUUACUUUUAUUACAACUCAACUAAAUACUGUCCUCUGACUGGAUAUCGUAUUUAAAUAUUCUAUCUCACCAACGAAUUUUAAUGCGUGAAAAUUUAAACUGAUUAAUUUUUAUUAUAAAUUACUAAGUGCCAUUGGAUUUAUUAGUAAUUAAAAAAUUAAUCAAUCAAUCAAUUUACUAUCGAGACAGUCGAAGAUGAGUUCAAGGUUGGCCAAGUCGACUUAUUAAGUUCAAAAAAAGUUUUAUUUUUUCCUUUUUUUUUUUUUUUUAAUUAACCAACAAAUUAAUUUUUAUACAUCAGAUUAUUGUCUCUAAAUUUAUUUAAUUAUAUUUCUUUUUUACAAACAAAAAUUGUGGGCACUCGCAAUAUCUAUUGACCGAAAUAAUAAUUUUUUAAAUUUGGUUGUGCUAUCGGUCAGUUAAAUUUAUAAAUUAAAAUAUAACUAAAGAGUUUUAAAUUUAACUGCUUAAAAUCUUGAUAAUUUUCUAAGCCGGUGUUUUUUUUUAUGUACAUAUUGUAAAUAUAAAUAUAAAAGAAGAAACAAAUAAUAACAAUUAGAUUCUAUAUUACAUGUAUUAUAUAUUAAACAGUCACGUAAAAACAAAAAAAAUAAAUAAAUAAUAAUAAUAAUAAUAAUUAUCUAAGUUAGUGCAAAGGGCACAAAUGUAAUAUUUAAAAAUAUAAUAAAUUUUUAAAAUACAUUAUUAAUUAUAUAAAAUAAAAUACGGCAUCUGAAUCUUGAUAUAUA